Molecule: messenger RNA, 941 nt
Organism: Thecamonas trahens ATCC 50062
Lineage: Eukaryota; Apusomonadida; Apusomonadidae
Exons: 3
Coding region: 24-941 (305 amino acids)
Source: RefSeq, a predicted model, not a curated record
CAUUUGUCUCGGGCCCAGUGGCCAUGAUUGUGCUGCAUGUCACGUAUGCUGGGACCACACGCAAGAUCGGCUUCUCGCCGGCGUCGUCGCCCGAGACCAUCACCCGAGCAGUGCUCCGCCGCUUUUCCCUCCCGAUGGAUACCGAGUUUGAGCUGAUGUGGGAAGACGUUGGGUGUGCUGUGGAUGCCGGUCUCGAUCCAUCGCUGUCGUAUGUACUGGAGAUCGUGGACUCCACCCCGGCAUCGGUCGCUGCUGCCGCCAUCACCCCGGACCCGGCCCCGGCCCCGGUCGCUGCUGCCGCCAUCACCCCGGACCCGGCCCCCGCUGCCGCCUCAACCAUCAUCCCGGACCCGGCCCCCGCUGCCGCCUCAACCAUCACCCCUACCCCCGCUGCCGCCUCCACCAUCACCCCUACCCCCGCUGCCGCCACUUCCGCCACCCGCUCCCAACUCGCGGAUGCCAAGACCGAGGCCGCGCUCGUUGCGGCGCUUUCAGACAUGCGUGAUGACAUGACAACCAAGCAGGCCGACGCUGCAGACGCUGCAGCCCGCAUCAUGUCUGAAGUCGAUGCCCUGCAAGCCAUUGUCGACGAUCCCAUCGCCUUUGAUGCCGCUCGCCCGCAGGAUCUCAUGAAGGACGCAUCAAGCGUCCUGAGUCUUGCACAGAACCUCGCAGAAGCCCUUGACUCGAUGUCCAGCGACUUUCAGUCCGCACAAGGCGACAUGACUGCGUUUGCCAACACCGCAUCGGCCUGCACUGUGCCUGCCAAUGCCACCACGGCCGCUACUCCGCAACCUUCGGCGCAAUCCUCGGCCUCAUCAUCUGCACCCAAGAGCAACAAGAACAAGAACUCCAAGAACUCCAAGAACUCCAAGAACUCCAAGAACUCCAAGAACAACAAGAACAACAAGAAGCGCAACAGGCGCAACCGCAGAAAGUGA